Messenger RNA from Prosopis cineraria, 1818 nucleotides. Its product is annotated as kelch repeat-containing protein At3g27220-like. The transcript has 7 exons. The record is from RefSeq and is a predicted model, not a curated record. Gene Ontology annotation, molecular function: protein binding. Bases 190 to 1473 code for a protein of 427 amino acids. NCBI's taxonomy places the organism in Eukaryota, Viridiplantae, Streptophyta, Magnoliopsida, Fabales, Fabaceae.
GGACAUAGAAGGGAAGCUCGAAACCAUUGGCGCCCAACUCUUUUGCGCCUCAGAACAUUUUCGUUUAUCGUCCAUCGAACACUCUUCUUCUCCAAUCGAUCCCUUCCUCUUCUUCCCUGAUUCUUUCCUUCUUCUCUAUAAAUUAAUGGCUCUCUCUGUUUAUGCUCUCUUGAUUCCUAUCAAACCAAAAUGGCCAGGCUUCAUCUUUUGCACUCCCCUCUAUCUCCAACCAAAUUCGUCUUCUUGUUAUGGUGCGGCGCUAUUCUGGGUGCCACUCUUGUUGCGUCUCUCUGCUGGGCCUCAUUCUCUUCUGUGUAUAUCCCGAUUUCAUCAAACUGGGUCAUUGGACGCCCUGCCCCUUUAGUUGUUCCCAAUGCCUCCUCUAUCCCGCCUCCCAAGGGAGAUGAUACUUCCACUGCAAGGAAGCUUGGUUCUGAGAAAAAUCUGUCGCCAACUUUUGCCGAUUUACCGGCACCUGAUUUGCCCUGGGAGAAAAUGCCACCGGCACCAGUUCCUAGGUUGGACGGAGCAUCUAUCGUGAUUGAUGAUCUUUUCUACGUAUUUUCAGGAUAUGGCUCUCUUGACUAUGUGCAUUCUCAUGUUGACGUCUACAAUUUCAGCACUGACACAUGGGUAGAUAGGUUUGACACGCCAAAAGAUAUGGCUCAUUCUCAUUUAGGAGUGGUAACUGAUGGGAGGUAUAUAUAUGUGGUAUCAGGACAAUAUGGUCCCCAAUGCAGACCUCCUACUUCUCGUUCCUUUGUGUUAGAUACCCAAACAAAGACAUGGAAAAGUUUGCCGCCGUUGCCAGCUCCUAGGUAUUCUCCUUGUACUCAAUUGUGGAGAGGAAGACUCCAUGCCAUGGGUGGCGGCAAGGAGAAUCGCCAUACGCCUGCAUUAGAACAUUGGAGUCUCGCUGUAAAGGAUGGUGAAGCUUUGGACAAAGAAUGGCGGUCUGAAAUUCCCAUUCCACGUGGUGGACCACAUAGGGCUUGCGUCGUGGUCAAUGAUCGACUAUUUGCAAUAGGUGGGCAAGAGGGUGAUUUUAUGCCCAAACCCAAUUCACCUAUAUUCAAGUGCUCCCGCCGGCAUGAGGUGGUCUAUGCUGAUGUUUAUAUGCUGGAUGAAGAAAUGAAGUGGAAGAAUUUACCACCUAUGCCAAAACCAGACUCCCACAUUGAGUGUUCUUGGGCAGUUGUCAACAACUCAAUUAUCAUCACUGGGGGCACAACAGAAAAGCACCCAGUUACAAAAAGGAUGAUCCUGGUCGGAGAGAUCUUCCGGUUUAAUUUAGACACCAUGACAUGGACGGUGAUCGGAAAGCUUCCUUUCCGUGUGAAAACUACGUUAACUGGUUUUUACAAUGGAUGGUUGUACUUUACAUCAGGACAGCGGGACAGAGGGCCUGAUAAUCCACAGCCAAGGGAAGUGAUUUCGCAGCUGUGGAGAACAAAAUUAAGUAUUUUGAUGUAGUUCGAGACAUAAACAUGCUGCAGCACGUCAAGCUUUUCAAUUUUUGAUUCUACCUUGUUGCCUUCGGUCGAUCAAAUUGUAACUCUUUUCAAUCUCUUAAUUCCCUAAUUUGGUUAGCUACUACACAGUUUUGUUCAUUAUAAUGUACAGAUAUUAAUGGACAGGUUAGACUCAUAAUCAGUUGUAUUUUUUGCCCACUGUAUACGGGUUAAAGUUGCAGUUUCCCUUAAUUUUUUAAUUUAAAUGUAUUUUUGUGUCAAAUUGAGUAAUCCCAUAUGCCGAGUAAUUGACUAAUUGUAGUUUUUCUGGGCCUUCAAUUGAGUGAUCAACUCUAUUUUUUCCUAA